Messenger RNA from Suncus etruscus (white-toothed pygmy shrew), 3547 nucleotides. It is a transcript of the gene NEURL1, whose product is annotated as neuralized E3 ubiquitin protein ligase 1. Gene Ontology annotation, biological process: nervous system development; negative regulation of Notch signaling pathway. Bases 93 to 1829 code for a protein of 578 amino acids. Lineage: Eukaryota; Metazoa; Chordata; Mammalia; Eulipotyphla; Soricidae. The transcript has 6 exons. The record is from RefSeq and is a predicted model, not a curated record. Gene Ontology annotation, cellular component: plasma membrane; postsynaptic density. Gene Ontology annotation, molecular function: ubiquitin protein ligase activity.
GCGCGCGCACCCCCGCACUGCACCCGCGCCCCGCGCUCCUGUCCAGCGUCGCCUGCCCCCGACAGCGCCCAAGCCCCCCGGGGCCCGAUGCCAUGGGGAACAACUUCUCCAGCGCCCCCUCUGCGCCCCGAGGAAGCCAGAGCCGGCCGCCGCGGGGCCACCCCGCCAACCUCAAAGAUUCCAUCGGGGCCUCCUUUCCUGUCACCUCUCACCGAUGCCAUCACAAGCAGAAGAACUGUCCACCUGCACUGUCUGCGGGGGGACUCCCCGCCACACCUCUGCUCUUUCAUCCACAUACCAAGGGCUCCCAGAUCCUCAUGGACCUCAGCCAUAAGGCUGUCAAGAGGCAGGCCAGCUUCUGCAAUGCCAUCACCUUCAGUAACCGCCCGGUGCUCAUCUAUGAGCAAGUCCGACUGAAGAUCACCAAGAAGCAGUGUUGCUGGAGCGGAGCGCUGAGGCUGGGCUUCACCAGCAAAGACCCAUCCCGCAUUCACCCUGACUCUCUGCCCAAGUACGCCUGCCCUGACCUGGUGUCCCAAAGCGGCUUCUGGGCCAAGGCGCUGCCGGAGGAGUUUGCCAACGAGGGCAACAUCAUUGCCUUCUGGGUGGACAAGAAGGGCCGAGUGCUCUACCGCAUCAACGACUCAGCCGCCAUGCUCUUCUUCAGUGGGGUGCGCACAGUCGACCCGCUCUGGGCCCUGGUGGAUGUCUAUGGCCUCACGAGGGGUGUUCAGCUGCUAGACAGCGAGCUGGUGCUGCCCGACUGCCUGCGACCGCGCUCCUUCACCGCCCUCCGGCGCCCGUCGCUGUCGCUGCGGCGCGAGGCCGACGAGGCGCGCCUCUCCGUGAGCCUGUGCGACCUGAACUUGCCGGGCGCCGACGGCGACAGCGACGAGGCCGUCCCCGUCGCCGGCUGCCCCAUCCCGCAGAACUCGCUCAACUCGCAGCACAGCCGCGCGCUGCCCGCGCAGCUGGACGGCGACCUGCGCUUCCACGCGCUGCGGGCCGGCACGCACGUCCGCAUCCUGGACGAGCAGACGGUGGCACGCCUGGACCACGGGCGCGACGAACGCGCGCUGGUCUUCACCAGCCGGCCCGUUCGCGUGGCCGAGACCAUCUUCGUCAAGGUCACGCGUUCCGGGGGUGCCAGGCCCGGCUCCCUGUCCUUCGGGGUCACCACUUGCGACCCUUGCACGCUGCGCCCCGCCGACCUGCCCUUCAGCCCCGAGGCCCUGGUAGACCGUAAGGAGUUCUGGGCCGUGUGCCGUGUGCCCGGGCCCCUGCACAGUGGUGACAUUUUGGGCCUGGUGGUCAAUGCGGACGGAGAGCUGCAUCUCAGCCAUAACGGCGCGGCUGCCGGCAUGCAGCUGUGUGUGGACGCCUCGCAGCCCCUCUGGAUGCUCUUCAGCCUGCACGGGGCCGCCACGCAGAUUCGCAUCCUCGGCUCUACCAUCCUGGCAGAGCGGGGUCCCCCGUCCCUGCCCUGCUCUCCCGCCUCCACGCCCACCUCACCCAGUGCCCUGCUCAGCCGCCUCUCGGACCCCCUGCUCAGCCCAUGCAGCUCUGGGCCGCCGGGCAGCUCUACUGGCGGGACAGCUCCCAACUCCCCAGUGAGUCUGCCUGAAUCUCCGGUGAGCCCUGGGCUGGGCCCUCUGAGUGACGAAUGCACCAUCUGCUACGAGCGCACAGUGGACACGGUCAUCUACACGUGCGGUCACAUGUGCCUGUGCUACGCCUGCGGCCUGCGCCUGAAGAAGGCCCUGCACGCCUGCUGCCCCAUCUGCCGCCGCCCCAUCAAGGACAUCAUCAAGACCUACCGCAGCUCCUAGCCCGCCAGCCUGCAGCCCCUUCCUUCCCUCUCCUAUUGGAAAAACUCCCUUCGCCAGUAAAUGUGGGAAACUGAGGCCGCUGAUAGUCCAGGGAAAGCAGGGCUCUGUAAGGCAGGGAGGCAGGCGGGAAGCACAGUGCCUGGCAGCAGGGGUGGGGAGUGACCCUCGUGCCCUCCCCCCAUCUAGCCCUUCUCACACCCAGAUGUCCCCUGCAUGCUGGGAGGCUGACUUAGGGUCUCAGCCUGUCCUCGUCCUUCUCCUCUGUGGGCAGAUUUCCAGGAGGCCCCUCUAGCCCCUGGGGCACCUUUUCAAGAAUGCAGAAGCGCACCCCUUUGGGGUGUGUGGGCCUUGAGCCCAGACAUGUGGCUUGGCUGGUGGGAUCUGGAGUGAACUAGAGCCUGUUUGUUCCCGCCGACAGCUGCUCUCAGUUCUGGCCUCCCGCCACCUGCUUUUCCUUCAGAUGCCUCAGCGGGGCCUGUGGGCCUCGUCCCUUUUCCACUCACCUGGCAGGGCACAGCCUGCGGCAGGUGCCAGGCCACUCAUCUGAGUGUGUGCAGCGCCCUUUGCUGGCCUGUCCACUGAUCAUCUCAUGGACUGCUGCUGUGCAGACCCAGCCUGUGUUGUGGGCUGUGGCAAGGGGCCUUGUCAGGGUCUCCCGGGACCUAAAUCCCCACAUCUCAGUGCUCCCCUGACCUGGCUAAAGCUCAGAGGGGCUGGAGCUUUCCUGGGAAAGGCCAGAUGGGGUGGUGACCAGGUGCCAGGGGACAGGAUGGGAUGGGGAGGGGCCCUGGGUAAAGAUCAGCCUUUUAACUUAUUUAUUUAUUUUAAGUUUUGGUGUUUUUCUUUGUUUUUGUUUGUUUGUUUUGAAUAGGCUAGAGCCAAGAUUUCUUGACAUAAAAAACACAAACAAAAACUUGCUCAGUCUCCCCAAGAGACCUGCCCUUCUUGAAGUGAAAAAAUAGGAGAAACCUCCCAGGUACAUUGGCAGCUGACAGCGCCCCCGUCCCCCAUGUGUUCCCAGGCCAUAUCACACAUUUUGGGAAACCUGGGGUAGUGGGAACUGCAGAGGCAUUAAUGAGAAUCAUAGGGCGCCAGAACAGCUCUGCUGCCCAGAGGGGUGUGUUUGGGGUGCCCUGAAAUGUGAUCUAAAGACUCCUGCCUUCUGGCCCAGUCUAAACUGCUCAGCCUAGCACCUCCAGGCCUGGGCAGGCUGGCUGGAUUCAGGUACUCCAGGGGUUUGGGAGUUUCCCUCCCAAGUUCUGGGAAGAAGGUGGGGUGCCCCUCCCCAGGAAAGGGGCAGGGAGAGGCAGGCCAGCACCUCUGAGCUAGAGUCCCUACAGCCCUGGGGACUGCAGAGCUGCCCGAUGCCACCUCCCAUCCCCUCAAGAUGGCUUGGACACCCUGGAGAGAUGCCAUCUUCUGGCCCUCUGCACCUAAGACCCCACCUCUGUGAAGUGUGUAUGUGGAGUGAUCUAUCCCGAUGGUUCCAGAGUUCCAGCAUUCACUGAGCCUUUCUGGGGCCUUUCUGGGGUGUGGUGAAGGUUCUGGGUGGGCAUGGCCAUAUCUAGUUGGGGGUCCCCAUCUCAGAGGCAAAGAAAAGUUUUAAGAGAAGGCCUAUGGAGAUGGAAACCCUUUGUCUGUGUCUCUUAGUGUAGGGGCUACUGCCCCCUUCGUGAACUUGGGUCGCUGUGAUUGUGAAUAAAGGUGAUUUCGUACCA